AUGCCGAAAGAACGUCGUCGAUCUUCUGCUGCCAACGCAGACGCACGUCCCUCCUUUGCACGGCCACCUGGAGCCCACGCGCUUCCUCCAUCAUCGUAUCCAUCACAACAGACAUCGCCUACUCGGCAGCGCUCACGAUCCAGAGGAAUCGAAUAUUCGGAUUGGACAUCAGAAGAUGACAACUGGUCUGAGUUGGAGCGGCGGAGAAGGGGCGAGCCAUUACAAGUCAAACAAGGAUCGUCUAGGGAGAAGCGGCAGCGAACCAAGGAAGCACCAGGUGCGUCGCCCUUGAAGAAGAACACUCGGCACUGUGGUGAGAACGAAAGGCACGCAGAGGUUACGCGCGACCAUCGACGGAAGGAUCGUCACAAACGCAAAGCAUCAGAGCCUCCAGUAUCGUAUGAUAAGGGAGAUAAAGAACAUGAUCGUGCGAAGUACACGUCCGGAUCGUCCGCCAAUAGCGGCACGCAACUACUAAGUUCAAAUGCUCUUUCCAAACUUAAUGAGCAAAAUGAUAUAUCAGAAUUUGAAGCGAAGCGUAAAGCGAGGAAGAAAAGAGAAAAAGAGUAUGAGGAGCUAAAGAAGCAGAGUAAAAAGACAGAAGAACGAGGAAGACGAAAGAAGAACAGGGACGUCAGUGGUGCUAUUCUUGAGGAAGGAAGGAGCGGUAAGAGGAAGAGGCGAAAGGAGCCAGCCGAUCAUUACGACGACUACGAAGAAAAACGAGAACUACGAAAAGAAAGCAAGAAACCUGUGACCAAGAAGAAGAGAUGGCUGAUCGUUGGUGCGAUCGCCAUCGUUCUGUUGAUAAUCAUUGUUGUUGCGGCUGUCAUCGCCAGCAAGAAAAAAGCAGGAGGAGCUAGUGGAGGUGACUCGAGCAACACUGCAUCUUCGACGAGUGCCACACCUAAGAAUGACUGCGACACAAGCGACAUACCCGAAUCAGUAAAGGGGACUUAUUACGACGUGUCUACUUGGUUGGAUACGUCCGACUUCAACUGUACAUACACAGCAGAAACUGUUGGUGGUCUGCCACUCAUUGGGUUGAAGUCCAAGUGGGAUGAUUCUGCUCAGGCAAAUGCAAACACGCCCGCCCUCAACAAGCAAUGGCAGUAUGGCAAGAUGCCAGUUAGAGGAACCAACGUUGGUGGAUGGCUCAACCUCGAACCCUUUAUCACACCCUCAAUGUUCGACUAUGCUGCCUCAGACAAUGUUGUCGAUGAAUGGACUCUGUGUCAAAAACUUGACUUUCAGGGCAUUAGAGACGCGGGGCUGGACCACGUGCGCAUUCCUUUUGGUUACUGGGCUGUCAAGGCCUAUGAUGGAGAUCCUUUCGUCCCUCAGAUAUCCUGGAGAUAUCUUCUUCGAGCCAUCGAAUGGUGUCGCGAAUAUGGAUUGCGAGUGAAUCUCGAUCUUCACGCUGUGCCAGGAUCCCAGAACGGUUGGGCUCACAGCGGACAUCAAGGAACAAUCAAUUGGCUCAAUGGCGCAGACGGGGAUCUAAACGGUCAACGAAGUCUCGAAAUUCAUGACUCAAUGUCCAAGUUCUUCGCUCAGGACCGUUACAAGAACGUCGUUACCUUGUACGGCCUCGUCAACGAGCCGAAGAUGAUAAACAUGGACGACCCGUCAAAAGUAAUCGCAUGGAAUCAGCAAGCCAUUGACCUGGUCCGCAAGAAUGGCAUAGAACAACAAUUGAUCUUCGGUGAUGGCUUCCUUGCACUCACGGAAUGGGAAAAUACAAUGAAAGGGGUGGACGGUAAACUGAUGAUCGACACACAUCAAUACCAGAUCUUCGACGUCGGCCAGCUAAAGUUGAAACAUGCGGACAAAAUCAACCUCGUCUGUUCCGGCUGGAAAGGGAUUAUAGUCGUCUCGAAUAACCCAACUACUGGCUGGGGUCCUACGAUCAAUGGAGAGUGGUCCCAAGCUGACACGGACUGCACCCCCAACCUAAAUAACGUCGGCGCCGGAUCACGAUGGGCUGGAAACCUGAAUACAAAUACUGGUGCAGGCGCCGUGAACGUAAAUACACCCUCCUGCGCUUCUCCGCCUUGUCAAUGUGGCCCAGCAAAUGCCGAUCCGGGACAAUACACAGACCAGUACAAGAAGUUCCUCAAAAUGUAUGCAGAAGCUCAGAUAUUCGCUUUCGAGCAGGGACAAGGAUGGUUCUAUUGGACCUGGAAGACGGAGAGUGCAACGCAAUGGAGUUGGAAACUUGGGUUGGCCGCUGGCAUUCUCCCACAGAAAGCUUACGAUCCUGAAUUCAAGUGCGAUAGUGCUGUGCCAAAUUUCGACGGAUUAUCAGAGAGUUAUUGA
Molecule: messenger RNA, 2319 nt
Organism: Lithohypha guttulata
Lineage: Eukaryota; Fungi; Ascomycota; Eurotiomycetes; Chaetothyriales; Trichomeriaceae
Exons: 2
Coding region: 1-2319 (772 amino acids)
Biological process (GO): glucan catabolic process
Cellular component (GO): cell surface; extracellular region
Molecular function (GO): beta-glucosidase activity
Source: RefSeq, a predicted model, not a curated record